AGAGCCAGUCUGUAAAUACGGACCCUGCUGGCACCCAUCCCUCAAACACUGGCAUGCUGCCCCAGGGUCACCUCCAGCCAGCCUGGAUUUAUCCCUUUCCCCCUUCAGAUCUCUGAGCCCUGCUAACUCCUGCAUGAAGAGCCUUUUCCCCCUUAGAGACAGCAGGUCUGAUGCUGGUUUGACUGACCCAUAACCAAAAGACCCCACAUUCUACUGGUGACACCAGGCUUGGAGCUAGGUAUUGAUACAUUGGCCCUUCCCAUUUCUCCCCUCAUCAUUCCCUGACAGAGAAUAUUGCUUGUGUUCCUGAUGCCUUUAACCACUUGUCCCAAGGCCCUGAAGUCUCUCUCGGUUGCCCUUGGACUUCUUGCUGAACUUCAUCCCUGCCUACCUGACAAGUCAAUAGUGGAUAAGUGAGGGCUGUGCCAGGGUGGGAGGCUGCUUCUUCACAUCUUUAGCCCAGACCCCAGGGAGGCAGCCGAGCUCCCUGAGAAGUGGGUCAGCUGUGCAUGGUGGGCCUUUCUGCUCCCCUCAGAAGAGUUCUGUGACCGUGACCCGUCUUUUCUCCUCAUGGAAGUAGUUUUGACAGGACAUAGGCUGACUUAACCUCGGUGACUCCUCCAGCCAUGUCCUCAUUAUUGUUGGUUCCACAUGCAGAGCCUUGUGCCUGUUGUAGGUGGGACCUGGUGGGGUCAUCAUGGAGAAGACAUGCCUGCUGUGCUGUGCUGGAACCUGUCACCACUGCCCCCAUCCCUUCAGGUGUCAGAGGACAAGGCAGUCUGUGUUCAGCACGGACCUUCCCUGAGGAAAAUCAGGGAAGGAACUUGAGAAAAUAGGACUGUUAGAGGCAGUGGGCAGAGCGCCCAGGACCUGGGGCUUGUUCUUGAUGCUGCAGCCAGAAGGCAUCAGCUGGAUGAGCCGGGCACAGUGGCUGGAUUUACCCUGCAGUGUGGAAGCAAUGCAGCAGAAGGGCUCGUUGGGUUUCAUUCCUCCAGCAUGUUGGAUGCAGGGAGGACAUGGGAUUUGGACAGGCCACCUUGGCGAGCAAGAGCUGUCCUGGGGCCUGGUUCUGCCAUUUCAUGUGGACCAGGCAGUUGUUCAGUGGGGAAGCAGGAGCUGGGACCUGUGGAGUGAUGGCUCCAUGCUGUAAGAGCAAGUGAGGCUGAAUGGGGCUGGGGACCUGCUGCUUCCUGUCUCCAGGCUUUCUCCACCCAGGUCCAUGGGAGGGACUGGGGUUUCCCUGACAUCUUAUGUGCUCUUGGCCACCAGGAGAAGUCUGUGCUGCAAAUGGGUGCCCUGGAUGGUGAGGAGGCAAAUGGGAUGCUGUUGCAGGUACCAAACCUCCUCUGUCUCCAGAGAGAGCUCUGGGAUAGCAGCAGACACCUCCUGGAGCUGGAGCUGCAGGUGAGGGCCCCAAGCAGUGCUCCAUGUGCAGGCAGCAGGAAUGGGUGAAGGGAACCCGUCCCGUCGUCCCUGCUCUGGCACCCAAGGCUUGCUCUAUGAAAAGCAGGUGAAAGCCCAUCUAAAGCAACAUGCUCAAUGGUUGUGUGACUGCGGGGAACUUGUAUUUUUGAGAAAUAAAUGUUUUUAUAGGCAAAUCUUGGUCCUGUUUCUUUCUUUUUUCUCACCCAGCUUGCAUUGCUGGCCCUGGGGAGGGCGGUGCGCCAUCCUUGUUUCUGUCAGCAUGGAGCUCCACUGUCCUUGUAGUAAAUUCCAAAAGGAUUCAUAAAUGUCAGGCCAGCAAACAGCUGCACAACACUCCUGCUUCCUCUCCAGUCUCUUUGACUCAACAGGCAGCGAACUGGAGGUCCAUGAUCCCCCACCACUUCCUUCCGAGCAGAUGGAGUUUGCUGCUGGUGGCAGUAUUUGGGGUUGACACCUUGUGCAGCACAGCUGCACCAGCUCAUACUUUGUGACAAGGAUGGGUACGCAGGGAAAAUGCAAGCUCUGGAGCAGCCUGUGAAGGGUUUCCCAUGCUUGUACUGAGGGAAGCAGGUUGCUGUACAUGCAAGGCUCUCUGGGGUCUGUAGCCCACAUGUGCAGCACGUCUAGCUGUGAGCUUGUCAGUGCUGGAGCUUUGCAGGGCCCUGUGGUCCUUGGAGCUGUGGUGGAUGUGGAGGGUGGUGUCUGGAGGCCCUGCCUGCCUGCAGCAGGGGUUUGGUCACUGUGACAGCUGUGAAGGAGCAGCCAAGGUGGAAACCAUCCAUUGGCCCUCUUUGGCUGAUUUCCCUUUCAGGUCUCAUCUGCCAGAGCAGCAGAUGCUUCCUGGGUGCCCUGGUCUGACAGGGAAGAGUGGGGAAGACAUGGGAUGGAUUGAGCAAUCAUGGAUCCCUGCCAAGGCGCAGACACUGUCAGGCGUGGGAAGUGCUGAUCCUUCCCUCUGCCCCCGCCCUCCCACUCCACACUGCUUCGGGCUUGCUCUGUUUUGGCAGGAACCCACAUUCUCAUCACCCCUCUCCUCCCCUUGGCUCAGCUGCAGCGGCUCCUCCCGGCUCCUCUUCUCCUGCCGGCACCAGGAACAUUCCCCUGCAGGCUGUAGGACCGCUGCUUGGAAACCCAUCGCUGGAAGCAGAGAAGGGGCCCAGGGUGCUGCUGCUCCUGCAUGGAAGCUGCAUUCUCCCUGACUCUGCAUCCUCCCUGACCCCACUCUGACCAUCCCAUCUCAGGCUGGGCUGUGCCUGUGGGUCUGCCCAAGCUGUGAUGGUCACUUGCAGCAAGAGCCCUUCAUCCCUGCUCUGCUACCAGGGCAAAGCACGGACAUGCAGCCUGUGCCCCUGCACAGCCUUUCGGAGCUGGAGAGAGCCAGUCUGCAAGAGAUUGCCCUGUACCAGCUGCAGGAGAAGCUGCUCCUGGGAGAUCUGAGCCUGGCUAAAGCCAGACCUAAAGGCAGCAAAUCCAUCCGCCAGAAGCUGGAGAGCUUCUCGAAGGAGAAGAAGGACUGCUCCCCUCAGACCUUCGGGAUCCCGCUCUCCCAGGUCAUCGCCAAUGACCGAGUGCACCGGCAGCUGCAGGAGGCGGUGAGGAGCAGCCGCCGGCUCUGCCUGGAGGUGGAGGCGACCGUGAGGACAUUCCAGGCCCAGAGGCACCAGAGGAUGGGCAGGAGCCUCGUGCCCUGUGGGGCCCUCCCUAAGGAGCCGCUUCCCCCUGCUCUGCCCAGCAGCGAGUCCUGGCGCCAGCGGAGGGGCGCGAUGUCCGUGGACUCCAUCACUGACCUGAGUGACAACACCUCCAAGCUGCUGGAGGCUCUGCAGUUGUCACACCCACAUGAGCUGGGUCCAGGGAGGAGCCUGGGCAAGAAGAAGGUAUUGAGCCUCAACCCCAUCACCUGGCAGGUCCCACGGAUCGUGGACAGAUGCUGCAAACACAUUGAGAUGCAUGGGCUCCACACUGUGGGCAUCUUCCGAGUCGGGAGCUCCAAGAAAAGAGUUCAGCAGCUGAGGGAGGAGUUUGACCGAGGACUGGACGUGUUCCUGGAUGAGCAUCAAAGUGUUCACGAUGUGGCUGCUCUGCUCAAAGAGUUUCUUCGAGACAUGCCGGAUCCCCUGAUUCCCAGAGAGCUCUACUCAGCCUUCCUCAGCACAGCCUCCAUGGCGGGCACGGCCCAGCUGGGGGCGCUGCAGCUGCUGCUGUUCCUGCUGCCGCCGGGCCACAGCGACACCCUGCGGCGGCUCCUGCUCCUGCUGGCCGAGGUGGCGCGGCACGCGCGGGGCUCCCGCCGCCCCGACGGACGCGAGAUUCCUGGGAAUAAAAUGACAGUUUCAAACUUGGCCACGAUCUUUGGUCCCAACAUCCUGCAGAAAGAGAGGCCUGGAGAGAAAGACGCUGCUGCUAUGAGCUAUGAGGACAGCGCUGCCGUCAUACUGGUGCUCCAGAGGCUGAUUGAGCAUCACGAGACCCUGUUCAUGGUGUCCCCCGAAAUGCAGCAACACAUCCUCAGGAGGCUCUUCCAGACAGACCCCGACAUCAUCAAGUACCUGCUGCGCCGGAGGCUCCGUGCUGCGCCGAGCACAGAGAGUGAGGAUUCAAGAGAGGAGCACGCUCCAUCCCUGCUGCCAGAGUGCACCCGCAGCCUGGAGAACAGCUCUCUCUCAGCGGAGCUGUACAGCAGCAUCUCAUUCCUAAACCUGGACGUUGGCAUCUAGCAGUGCUGGGCCAGCCCCUCUGCACUGCGGACAGGACUGGGCAGCUGGGCAACCCUACUGCAUGAGCCACGUCCUCUGUGCCACGUCAGAGGAGUGGAGCUGUGACAGGAGCAUGAGCACCUGCUGGAGCCCCUUUGCCACCAGCGGACAACCCAAUGGCAUGCAGGCUGGAGAGCAGCAGGCUGGUGUCUGACAGACUGGGGGAUGCGACCUGGAGGUCCAAAACUGAUCCCAUCUGGUGUAGUUCCAGGCACUGGUCAGGCUGGCGGCUUACAGGGAUGGGGGAGCAAUAGCUUGGGGCCGAGCCCCGCUGUGCAGACGAGGAGGAUACUGUCCUGACACUGAGUGGAUGGGGAAUGUUAGCAGGGCAGUGAGGAUGGAAAAUGCAGCUGGGGGUUUGGGAUAUCACUUACCACGUGCUGUUGUGUGGAGAGAAAGCUCUCCUGGAGCUGGAGGAAUGCCCAUGGAGCUACAGGAACAGCAACCCCGGUGCAAAGACACCCCAGCCUGCUCCGUUCAGACUGAAUCACAGGUUUCUUCUUUGUUUUAACCCUAUUUAAAAUUGCUAAUGUUACAGAUAGUAAAACACUGUAUCAACCCCAAAAUACAUGGCUGGUGUAGCAGGAGAGCACAGUAUACUCUGACGACUAUAAACUUCAAUUUUGCUUAAAUUCAUAUUCAGUAGGUUAGACCUUCUGAUGUAUUUUACACA
Pezoporus occidentalis (night parrot) is the source of this 4854-nucleotide messenger RNA. Its product is annotated as rho GTPase-activating protein 6-like. The transcript has 12 exons. The record is from RefSeq and is a predicted model, not a curated record. Lineage: Eukaryota; Metazoa; Chordata; Aves; Psittaciformes; Psittacidae. The coding region runs from base 2760 to 4142 and encodes 460 amino acids. Gene Ontology annotation, biological process: signal transduction.